AAGCAAACCAAGGCAAUCUGUCAAAAGAUAAGUGGCAAGUUUUUCAAGUGCAUUGUAAAAUGCAGUUUUUCGUCGCAAAAUACACAAAAUUAUCGUAGAAAACGACCAAAAUCUACUGUUUUAGCAUAUUUAACCAUGGCUAACCGAAAUGAGACUGACCUGGAACAACAGUUUCUGGCUGAUCUCGAAAAGGCCAAAGCGCUCAGCUUAGAAACAUUAGAAUUGGAUAAAAUUCGCAAGCAGCGCUACUCCCAGCCAGAACGGUCGGCUCUUUCUGAAACAAGAACCCUCGAAGAGUAUAAAAACUACAUUCAACGAAAAGCCCAACUCCAUCAAGUAGUGACGUCUGUAGGUAAAAAUACUUCAGCUUCUACGGUGAGUGCACCGCAGCGUAAAAACGUUGAACUGCGGACACCUGCUGCAGGCUCUCAGGGAUCUAGUGGAAAAGAUGAGGCGGAUCUUAUUUCGUUCAAUGCACCUCCGCCACCGCCUAAUUCUCAGGACGAAGCGCACAAUAAUCUGAAGGAGCUUGUCGAUCAAAUGCACCGUUUGAAUGCGCACAAUAAUUUUGAGCAAGGGUAUAAGACUCAGCGUAGUUUAAGCAUGUCGUCGGCGUCUUCCUUCGGCGGAUAUAGUUCACCGUACCUUCAACAACAGGUUGCACAGAAUUACAAUCCAGCAGCAAUGCAGCUUGUACCAUACACACAACCAACAGCGAAACCGAAAGUGCUAACGCCAGACGAAUUGAAUCGUUUGUAUAACAUGCCAGCAUACGGAACAGCACCAGCUGGAUCAAUCAAACCGGGUUUCAUUCCUCAGCCACAAUAUUCAGUAGUAAACUAUCCUCAAUUCUCAGCAGCCUACAAGGCUCCUGUUCAACCCAUCACCGGCCCCACCUCCAGUAUUAUCCCUCAACCAGUCACAGUAUCCGCUCCUCCUUCAACUGGUGGGUUUACUCCUCAUCCAACAAUGUACGGUACUACCUCAACAUCUACAACUCAAACGCCACCGGUUGAAAAUCCCGAAUCCGCAUUAGUAUACGUCCCGAAACCUAUCGUUCCCAAACUCACCCUUGCCAACCGGUCGGCAUCACAGCCACAAAAACCUUUUCCACCACCCCUCCCGGGACCAUCGAAUGGUAAUCUAUUCGGUCGAAAUUCAACUGGCACCAGCAGUACGACGACGACGGCCAGCUCUGCGAGCAUCUCGAACAACAGUGAAGCAGUGGUUUUACGUCCGAAAAGUGAUCCGGCCCGGCUGGGGGAUAACCUGAUCGAUCUGGGAUUCGAGGACAGUUCGCGAGUUUCGGUACUGGAAGCGUUUGAUCCGCUGCUGUGCGGAAACCGAAGCAGCUCCGGAAGCGACGAUAAAGAUGAAACCGCCUCGACCUACUACGAGGACUACGAUCCGUUCGACUACAUCUACAGCGGAGGGACGCAGUAUUCGGAUCCGGUGUACGAAGCAGUCAACCGCUCGGACAAAACGCCUCUUUCGCCAAACAGCAUCGGAUCCGGACCUCCACCGCCCGUUGGCUGGAACCUUUCCAGUGCGUACGGUUUCGGUGAACCGGAUCAGGAAUGCGAUCCUCCACCGUUGCCACCGCGAAAUACGGAAGCAUAUCAGCCGAUGGUUGGUAGUGGUGGUACCGGGAAGGAUAUCGCCACACCCGGACACUAUGAGAUUAUGCAGUGUAGAACCGUGGAGAGACCUUCCGUACCGACCAAGCUGUACGAGAAUGUGGUCAUCAGGAAGAGCUAUGACAAGGAGCUGAUCGCGUUCUAUAAUAUGGUAAAGCAGUUGAGAGCACAAUAUCGCUACGAUCAACCGGAGACCAACGUAGGCCACGUAGUAGCUUCCGAAUUCGACAAUCACUACCCGGAGGGAACCAGUAUUAAGAUGCUCGUCCAUCCGUCGUUGGAUUGCUUUCCCUCGUACGAUAGCGCCAACAAGGGUCAGAUUGAUGGCUAUGGACCACCAAUUCCAUUCACCUGUGAUAUUACAACAUCGGUUGAACACGUGAUCGCUCAAGUCUACUGUGCCCUGGAAGGGCAGGUGAUGAACGGUGUAAGUGAUUACAUGCUGAAGGCGAUCGGUAUUCAGGAGAUCCUAGGUACCCGAUCGAGGCUUAAUCAGUUGCAGUGUGUACAUAACAGUAUCAAGCUGGAACACGACGUCCAGCUAGGUUUCAUUCCGAAGACACCUCGAAUUAUGCAGAGCAUUGCGCGUACGGCUCAGGACGACAUACGGGAUGCAGAACUCAAACUUGAACAUAUCCUGCCGAAGGAACCAACAUCCGCAAUCAGCUACGAUGAUUUGAUGAUUUUGUUGGAGACACUGGAGGCGGAGAUCGAGAAGCUACAGUCGACGGCCGAUGAUCACAGUCCACGGACGAUUUUGAGUUGCUCGGGUGUAAUUCAGGCAGUUAAAGCAAUCUCCAAUAUGCUGGGUACGAUCGAUACGUUGGAAAUUACCAAGUCAUUAGAGGAUUUGAAAGUUUGCUGCGACACUGGUCAGACAGUCUACAGCUAUAACGAUUCAUCGGAAUACAGCAACGGAAGCUUGAGUAUACUGUCUGAGAGUGGGGAUUAUGCCGAGGUUAAGCUGCGACCGAGGACAGUCAGUCAACAGAUACGGUACAGGUGCAAUGAAGUUCGGAAUUCAAUUCAGAGUCUGUUGGAAAUUUAUUCGCAUGCUUUUCGGGUCAAUUUUUGCGUUAAUGUUCCGGAGUGGAACACUACUCCAAUUUCUAUAUGUAACAUUUCGCAGUGUGUGAUGGUGAAUGUGAUGUGUCUGCACAGGCCGCCCAUUCAUUGGAGACAUGACGAAUAUAAUUUGGGUGUUCAGAUCUACCACGGCGCCCGGUACAUCAGUGAAGCGGUGGUCACGUACUGUUCUAAUGAAAUCAGUGGUAUUUAUCCGAGAUUGAAGUUCAAUUCGUGGAUCAUGUUUCGAAAUCCUGUUUGUACGUUACCACGAGAAUCAAGACUUAUUUUCGUGUUGUAUGGUGUAACGCGAGAGCCCGUGGAAGGGGACAAACAGGAGGGAUCAUCUAACCCCGAUGGUCCCGUUCAGGAAGGAAAGGUCACGAAAGUAGAACUGGGUUGGUCAUCCAUCCAAUUUUUCGAUUUCGAACGAAAAAUGAUUCAAGGAUCGUAUUUGCUGUCACUGUGGCCCCCGACAGCGGAAAAAUAUUUUGGACCAGCGCCAGCAAAGGGAACCCACCCAUUAGGAUCUGCGUACCCCCUACUAGGUAUUGAAAUUCCAAGCUACGGUGGAUCGGUAGUUUUCCCUGAACCAAUUAAAAACCUACCGCAAUGGACCAAACUCGAUUUCAACAGUCUAGAUCGCAAUUUGCAGCAGGAGCUAAUUGAUACCGCUGAACAGGGUUACUCUGCAGAUAAACUGGAGAAACGAGAAGUUCUCUGGGAAAAACGUCACUACUUACACACUCUGCCCCAUGCCUUACCGAAGAUAUUGCACGCUGCCCACAGUUGGGAUUAUGCUUGCAUUGCUGAUCAUCACGCCUUGCUAAAAUCCUGGUCGAGUCUAACUCCCGUGCAGGCAUUAGAAUUGCUUCUGCCUCGAUAUCCGGAUCUGGAAGUACGUCGACAGGCCGUCGAAUGGAUCUCUCACAUGCCAAACGACCAAUUCGGAGAUUUUCUUCCACAGCUGUUGCAAGCCUUAAAACAUGACACAUACGAAGCAUCACCACUAGCCAAACUAUUACUACAAAAAGCCCUUGAAUCACCGCGGAUAGCUCACUAUAUGUACUGGUUGCUAUUGCACAGUCUACCCGGAGAGGCUCCCCAGAAUAUGAUUGAGAUGGGACAGAUAGACGAAACACUGGUCAUUCAAGCUCGUUACCAUCGAAGGAAUCAGUUGAUGUUGCGAGCUUUGAUGGCAACUUGCGGUGAAAAACUCACCGCUCGUUUUCUUUCGCAGAACAUGAUGUGCAAAAAGCUUGGCGAGGUAGCCCAAAGUGUCAAGCUGGCGAAAGAAUCCCACCGAUUACAGAUCCUCAAGCAAGGACUGGAAUCGGUCAAUCAAAUACUGAUUGAUAGCCCAACCGUCUUGCCACUGGGACCAGGUAACGAAGUUACCGGUGUUAUCGUCCGUAGCUGUAAUUACUUCAAUUCGAAUACUCUUCCGCUGAAGAUUAAUUUUAUGGGACCGGAUAGGGUGGUGGUGCCUGCUAUCUUCAAGAGCGGUGAUGAUCUACAGCAGGAUAUGUUGACUAUUCAAAUGGUGCGAAUUAUGGAUAAAUUAUGGCUUCGCGAGGGUCUAGACUUGAAGAUGGUCACAUUCAAUUGUGUCCCGACAAGCUACAAGAAGGGAAUGAUUGAAAUGGUGUCGGAUUCGGAGACGUUACGGAAAAUUCAGGUCGAGUGGGGUCUGACUGGAUCCUUUAAGGACAAAUCGAUCGCCGAGUGGUUAGCCAAACAGAACCCUAGUCAAUUAGAGUACCAACGGGCUGUGGAGAAUUUUACGCGUUCCUGCGCCGGCUACUCGGUGGCCACGUACAUUCUCGGUAUUUGUGAUAGGCAUAAUGACAACAUUAUGCUCAAAACUUCGGGACACUUGUUCCACAUAGAUUUCGGUAAAUUUCUAGGCGAUGCACAAAUGUUUGGUAAUUUUAAGAGAGAUCGAACUCCUUUCGUCCUGACGUCCGACAUGGCGUAUGUGAUAAACGGCAGCGAUCGACCAUCGGCUAAAUUCCACAAGUUUGUGGAUCUGUGCUGCACUGCAUUUAACAUUGUGCGCAAGCAUGGUGAUUUGAUAUUGCACAUGUUUGCCCUGAUGACGACGUCCGGCAUUCCGGGCGUUACGGUAGAGGCGGUAAACUACGUUCGAAACGCACUGCUACCCGGACAGUCGAAUCCGGAGGCGGCCGCUUCGUUUGCGAAAAUGAUUCACAUUUCGCUCAAAUCGUGGUUUACGCAGUUCAACUUUUUCCUGCACAAUAUUGCGCAGAUGAAGUUCUCCGCCGAGAACGAUGAUGGGGAGCUGCUGAGUUUCGUGCCAAGGGUGUACACCAUGGCCCAAGAUGGACGCCUAAAAUCAGUAACCGUGCAUGGAUACCAAAAACGGUACGACCUGGAAAAGUAUUACACCUACAUCCUGAAGGUGACCCGCCAAAAUCAACCGGAUCCAGCCUACCUGUUCCGUUCGUACAAGGAAUUCUGCGAGUUUCAUCAAAAGCUCUGUAUCCAUUUCCCGUUGGCUAAACUUCACAGCUUACCAUCCGGUAUUCAUGUUGGUCGAUCGAACGUGAAAACGGUAGCCGAGCGUCGUCUUCCAGAAAUUCGCCAGUUCUUGAUAUCGCUGUUCAACGCGGCAGAUGAAAUUGCACAUUCCGAUCUAGUUUAUACAUUCUUCCAUCCGCUGCUGCGUGAUCAGCAGGAAGCUGAUAUUCAUGCGACCAAGAUGAAAGGUCACCGAGCAAUUGUGGACGAGUAUCAGCAGCCUCGCGGUGAGAUUAAGUUCUCGCUGCAGUACCACCGGGAUGCCCUGAUUGUGAUGAUACAACAUGCUCGAUCAUUGCCCGCCACACCGAACAACCCGGAACCGAACACCUACGUGAAGGUGUACCUGCGUCCUGACCAGUCCAAAACCACCAAGCGCAAGACCAAGGUGGUGCGGAAAAACUGCAAUCCUAGCUUUAUGGAAACUCUCGAAUACCGGCUGUCACUGGAGUUCAUCAGUAAGAAAGUUUUGGAGGUGACGGUGUGGUCCCACGAUUCACUGCAGGAGAAUGCAUUCCUCGGGGGCUAUCGGUUGGUACUGGCCGAGCUUGAUUUGCGACAUGAAAUCAACGAAUGGUUCCCGCUUAGCUAUCUGCCACGGUCGUAGCAGUAGUAAUCAUUGUAGUACGAGUGUUAAAUGUUAUACACAAAUUUUAUUGCUUUGCUUCAUAUUUUCUGUUUUACAAGUCGCGACGGAACAUAUAUUGUCAUAUAUUUUUUUAUCAUUUACAAGUGUGUUUAAUUAAGCUUCCUAACAUUCUUCGUAACACUGCAGAGAGCGAAUUAGGUAAAGAAUUUAUAUAUUUUCUUGCCCGAGAAACACAGGAAGGUAUAAGCAAGCUAAUAAACCGUAUUAUCACUACCAAUAAUAAUUAACGUUGAGGGUUGUAUUUUAUCCUUCUGGAAUUUCACCAUGUGUUCUCAUUGAUGUAAUCAAUGGAAUGCAUACUGAAUACAAAUAUGUAUCGUUCUCUCUAGAAGGUCGCUGUUAUGGUGAAUGUACGUUUUAGACCAAUGUGAUAGCAGGAAAAUGCUCCUUUAAUACACUCGAUCGAUAGCGCCAGUAUGAGGAAGCCAUCGGAAUUGUUUUUGCUUUUAUUCGAGUGUUGUUAGUAGUCGGAGUUUCAACACGAAUUGUCACAUAGAUUGAUGUGUUUAUGGUAUUAUUAUGUGACGAUGUAUGUAUGAAUAUUAUUUCCGGAUUAUUUUAUACUUUUUUGAAAAUGUAUUUAUUUAGUUGAUCAAAUCACAGAAUGGGCGAUGGUACAACGUUUACCUGAGAAAUAUAUCAGCAUUUCAUAUUGCAAUA
Molecule: messenger RNA, 6552 nt
Organism: Topomyia yanbarensis
Lineage: Eukaryota; Metazoa; Arthropoda; Insecta; Diptera; Culicidae
Gene: Pi3K68D
Product: phosphatidylinositol 4-phosphate 3-kinase C2 domain-containing subunit beta
Exons: 11
Coding region: 136-5850 (1904 amino acids)
Biological process (GO): phosphatidylinositol-3-phosphate biosynthetic process; phosphatidylinositol-mediated signaling; phosphatidylinositol 3-kinase/protein kinase B signal transduction
Cellular component (GO): phosphatidylinositol 3-kinase complex; plasma membrane; cytoplasm
Molecular function (GO): 1-phosphatidylinositol-4-phosphate 3-kinase activity; phosphatidylinositol binding; 1-phosphatidylinositol-3-kinase activity
Source: RefSeq, a predicted model, not a curated record